GGAAGGAUGAGCUCCUGUGCCAACAUCUGCAGGUCCAAGCACGUGCAGGGCAGCACUGAAGGAGGGUACCAACGCUAUGGAGUUCGGUCCUACCUGCAUCAGUUUUAUGAAGACUGCACAGCUUCAAUUUGGGAGUAUGAGGAUGAUUUCCAGAUCCAGAGAUCACCUAGUAGGUGGAGCUCUACGCUCUGGAAGGUUGGACUCAUCUCUGGGAUGGCUUUCAUGCUGAUCGGUUUAAUGGUUCUUGUAGUGGGUUUUCUUGUACCACCGAAAAUCGAAGCUUUGGGGAAAGAUGAUUUUGUGGUGGUGGAUACCCGUGCAAUUCGGUUUAAUGGGUCCCUCGAUAUAUGUAAGCUGGCAGGAGCGAUCUUGUUUUGCCUUGGAGGCUCCACUGUGGCAGUGUGUCUGCUGAUGUCUGCUCUGGUGAAAAGUCACUCCAAAGAAGAAAAGUACCUCCAGCAAAGAUUUAAGGAGAGGAUAGCUGAUAUAAAACCCCACGCAAACCCUAUUACAAAAGCACCUGCGCCAGGAGAGUCUAAGAUACCCGUCAGUUUGUCCAAAGUUCAAAAUGUGCAACCUUUACCUGAAACCUGACCCGUUCCUUAGGUUUUGUUUCUCACUUGUAGAUCACUUUAACUGGAAAAGUAUCAGCUGUUGUUGGUGUAUGUGCUAGUUGGUCACAACAUCGAGUGCUCUGC
This is a messenger RNA of Apaloderma vittatum (bar-tailed trogon), 698 nucleotides long. RefSeq names its product neurensin 1 (gene NRSN1). Gene Ontology annotation, biological process: nervous system development. Gene Ontology annotation, cellular component: transport vesicle; neuron projection; neuronal cell body. The coding region runs from base 7 to 594 and encodes 195 amino acids. NCBI's taxonomy places the organism in Eukaryota, Metazoa, Chordata, Aves, Trogoniformes, Trogonidae. The record is from RefSeq and is a predicted model, not a curated record. The transcript has 2 exons.